UCAACUCGGCCAUGAGCAGCGCAGCCGGCCCAGACCCGACGGAGGCGCCCGAGGAGCGGCGUUUCCUCAGCACCGCGGAGGCAGCCGCCCUGGAGCGGGAGCUGCUGGAGGAUUAUCGCUUUGGGCGGCAGCAGCUCGUGGAGCUGUGCGGUCAUGCUAGUGCCGUGGCUGUGACCAAGGCGUUCCCGUUGCCCGCUCUCUCCCGGAAGCAGAGGACGGUGCUGGUCGUGUGUGGCCCGGAGCAGAACGGGGCAGUGGGGCUGGUCUGUGCCCGUCACCUGCGGGUGUUUGAGUAUGAACCCACCAUCUUCUACCCCAUGCGCUCGCUGGACCUGCUGCAUCGGGACCUGACCACCCAGUGUGAGAAGAUGGACAUCCCCUUCCUGAGCUACCUGCCCACUGAGGUGCAGCUCAUUAACGAAGCCUACGGGCUGGUGGUGGACGCCGUGCUGGGCCCCGGCGUGGAGCCGGGCGAGGUCGGGGGCCCCUGCACCCGCGCACUGGCCACGCUCAAGCUGCUGUCCAUCCCCCUCGUGAGCCUGGACAUCCCCUCAGGCUGGGACGCAGAGACCGGCAGCGAUGCGGACGGGCUGCGGCCUGACGUGCUGGUGUCUCUCGCCGCUCCCAAGCGCUGCGCCGGCCGCUUCUCCGGGCGCCACCACUUCGUGGCCGGCAGGUUUGUGCCCGACGACGUGCGCCGCAAGUUCGCCCUGCGCCUGCCGGGAUACACGGGCACCGACUGCGUCGCGGCACUGUGACCCCACCCGCGCCCACACCGCUGGGACCCGCGCCAAUAAACAGCCCUCCCAACCACC
Molecule: messenger RNA, 815 nt
Organism: Piliocolobus tephrosceles (Ugandan red Colobus)
Lineage: Eukaryota; Metazoa; Chordata; Mammalia; Primates; Cercopithecidae
Gene: YJEFN3
Product: YjeF N-terminal domain containing 3
Exons: 6
Coding region: 12-758 (248 amino acids)
Cellular component (GO): mitochondrion
Molecular function (GO): NAD(P)HX epimerase activity
Source: RefSeq, a predicted model, not a curated record